Messenger RNA from Pecten maximus, 3742 nucleotides. Its product is annotated as zinc transporter ZIP10-like. The coding region runs from base 3 to 2669 and encodes 888 amino acids. Gene Ontology annotation, molecular function: zinc ion transmembrane transporter activity. Gene Ontology annotation, biological process: zinc ion import across plasma membrane; intracellular zinc ion homeostasis. Lineage: Eukaryota; Metazoa; Mollusca; Bivalvia; Pectinida; Pectinidae. Gene Ontology annotation, cellular component: membrane. The transcript has 8 exons. The record is from RefSeq and is a predicted model, not a curated record.
GAAUGAUUCUUCACCUUGUUGUAGUGGUUGUAAUGGCGCAUAUCCUUGUAUCUAGAAGCAACGCAGCAUCACAACAAAUGCCAAAACUGAACGAACGGCACUUCGAAAUGCUCAACAACAUAACUGCUGACACUCUUGUGGACUUCAUAAUAAGAAAAUAUUCAACCGUCGACAGUGUUUUAUCGUUCGAAGGAUAUGAACAAUUGUUGGAAAAUUUAGAGCUGGGUGUGAUAUAUAAUGGUCAUGAUGAAGAUCACAUUCAUCAGCCGGAAGCUGGACCGACUGACCACAGUGAUCAUAGAUACCAUAGUGACCAUUUAGACUACGGUGACCAUACUGACCAUACUGAUCACAGUGAUCAUACUGAUCAUACUGACCAUGCUGACCAUAAAGAUCAUACUGACCACAGUGACCAUGCUGAAAAUACUGACCGAAGUGAUCUUGGUGACCAUACUGACCAUACUGACCACAGUGACCACAAUGACCAUACUGACCAUAAAGAUCAUACUGACCAUGACGAUCACAUUGAUCAUACUGACCAUACUGAUCACAGUGAUCAUACUGACCAUACUGAUCACAGUGAUCAUACUGAUCAUACUGACCAUGCUGACCAUAAAGAUCAUACUGACCACAGUGACCAUGCUGACAAUACUAACCGAGGUGAUCUUGGUGACCAUAGUGACCAUAGUGAUCAUACUGACCAUACUGACCACAGUGACCACAAUGACCAUACUGACCCCAGUGACCAUGCUGACAAUACUGACCGAAGUGAUCUUGAUGACCAUACUGACCAUACUGACAAUACUAAUCACAGUGAUCAUACUGAUCAUACUGACCAUACUGACCAUAAAGAUCGUACUGACCAUGACGAUCACAUUGAUCAUACUGACCAUACUGAUCACAGUGAUCAUACUGAUCAUACUGACCAUGCUGACCAUAAAGAUCAUACUGACCACAGUGACCAUGCUGACAAUACUGACCGAAGUGAUCUUGGUGACCAUAGUGAUCAUAGUGAUCAUACUGACCAUACUGACCACAGUGACCACAAUGACCAUACUGACCCCAGUGACCAUGCUGACAAUACUGACCGAAGUGAUCUUGAUGACCAUACUGACCAUACUGACCAUACUGACCAUACUAAUCACAGUGAUCAUACUGACCAUAACGACCAUACUGACCAAAGAGACCAUACUGACCACAGUGACCACAGUGAUAAUACUGAACAUACUGACCAUGCUGAUGACAGUGAUCAUACUGACCACAGUAAUCGUGGUAACCAUACUGACAACAGUGAUCAUACUGACCACAAUAAUCAUACUGGUCAUACUGACCUUAUUGGCCAUACUGACCGUAUUGACCAUACUAAUCAUGGUGAUAAUAGUGAUCACAGUAACCAUGGUAACAACACCGAACACUUUGACAAAAGUGGUAAUAAUCACAGUAAACGAAGUCUGGCCAAAUCUCUGACUGAAAUUGACUUUCGCACCAAGUGUUUGAAGCCAUUGGAGAUUCUGCAGGUAAUGAGAUUCACUGGCCGAAAUCUAACGAGGGAACAGUUUAUACAGUUGUGUCCACUGCUUAUCGUACAGCUAGACGGCCACCGUUGUCACCCAUUACAUCGACCUCGUCAUGCGCAUGCGCAUGAUCACGAAAAUGAGGAAAACAUUGUCAAUACCAAAACAUGGUUAUAUGCUUUUGGAGCCAAUGUGGUGAUCAGUUUUUCGGGCCUGAUCUGUGUUGCCAUUCUUUCCCUGCUCCAUCACAUGUUUGUCGAGAACUUCCUCCACUUCUUGGUGGCGAUGGCAGUAGGGGCGUUGACCGGAGACGCCAUGCUUCAUCUUCUACCCCACGCGCUGACCUCGUCAGAUGGCCAUGCCCAUGACCAUAGUUCCGGCGAGGGACAUGACCUAGCAAAUGUUUACAAAGGUUUGGCGGGACUGGCGAUUUUUUAUUUCUUCUUUCUCUUUGGGAGGAUCCAGAACAUAGCCAGUAUAAGAAAAAUGAAGAGAAGAAGAAAGGAAAAGUUGGCAGAUCUGGAAUCAGUUGGAGUAACCAUGGUAAUCAGAUCUCCAGAUGAGGAAGGCAACAUGGUAAUGGAGAGGAUUGCGACCGUCAAAAGAGAGGAAGCUGAUGAGGAACAUUGUGGCAACUCACAUGGUCAUUCACAUGGUCACGACGGGGAGCUUGUGUCCACUGGGGCCAUGAUAUGGCGCGUGAUUAUAGGGGACGGGAUCCACAACUUCAGUGAUGGACUGGCUAUCGGGGUUGCGUUCGCGGACAGUGUAACUAGCGGUCUGAGCACGGCCAUAGCAGUGCUGUGCCACGAACUGCCACAUGAAAUAGGUGAUUUUGCCGUUCUCCUAAAGAAAGGGAUGUCAGUCAAAAAAGCGUUAGGUUUCAACUGCCUGUCGUCUGUCCUUUCAAUGAUUGGCGUUUUGGCGGGAGUCGCCAUGGGCAACAUCUCAAGCAUCAAAUUAUACAUCCUGGUCUGUGUAGCUGGGAUGUUCAUUUACAUCUCCCUUGUUGACAUGCUUCCGGAAAUAAGUAGCAGCCCUAGUAAGAACCCUCUGCGUCACCUUGUCUUCACCAUGCUGGGAAUCGGCGUAGGCUCUGGGAUCAUGCUUACUAUUGCGCUGAAAGAAGACGAAUUAAAGCAGGUCAUUUCGUGAUCAACGACGUAAUUUGAAUGACUCGUCACGUGAUUAAUAGAUCAGGAAAAAAAAGUUUAUCACGUGAUCAGCAAUGGUUUGGAUUGACACACUUUACAUAACUGGCGUAUCUUGUUAAUCUGGAAUUUCUGUGAGUUCCAUACUUUGUUAUAUUACAUAUCCUAGAUACACAACUCCACUCCUUCUCCAUAACCUGCAUGUGAUAUGAACGAUCCUUUACUUUGUAUAGAACAGGGCAUCUUGCUACAAAUUAUAUAUUUGAUAUCAAUAUAUUCAUAUUGUUGACUCUGUAAUUGAUCUGUCAAGAAGGCUUCCAGUCGAUGAUGGAAAGAACAAAUAACUGUUCUUUAUGCAGUUAUCUCAAACGUACACAAUACUUGUCUUAAUAUAAUCACACAACAUGAGUUUCUGUCGCAAUAAUAUUUAUCGCAUGUCCUGUUAAUUAUGUACUUGUUCAAUGCAUUUUAAUGUAAUAUUUGUUUGCGUUUUAUGACUUUUUAUAAAUGAAAUCAUUUUAUAGUUUUAGUUUUAGCAUUUUUGCUAUUGUACAAUUAUAUACCGGUGCUUGAAAACAAUAAUGAUGUCUACAUAUGUAUACUAGUAUUCCUACAAAACACAACAGGAUAUACUGAAGGUUGUUUUGUUUUUGACCGUUCAAGUUCAUCCAGUCUUUUUACAAAAAGUUUGAAGCAAGUUUAUUUCUUCAGAAAACAUCUUUGAUAUCCUUAUUACGAAGGUGAUUUUUUUUCUCACAAUUACAAAUCUUCAAAAUUGACGAAAAUAAUUAACCAUUACGACAAUCAAUGGUUAAUGAGAUUUUGCUAAAUAUGUAUUUGUUUAUUGGUCGCCAGGCUUGUAUGACGACAUCAAAACGGGCUGAUCUUCUUAAGAUGAUUCGAGGGUAAAUAAUUCUAUUGAUGUUAUCUUUAGGAUAUGUUCGACAGUUUCUAUAUAGGGGCGGAAGUAUAUAUUUAUAUUUAUUGACGUGUUAUACAGAUUGUGUAUACAAGAAUUAUGAUUCCAUAUAUGGUGAAAAAAGAAAUGCAAAUUAAUAAAGAAUAUUUCAUAUGUCA